Drepanopeziza brunnea f. sp. 'multigermtubi' MB_m1 is the source of this 1653-nucleotide messenger RNA. RefSeq lists its product as uncharacterized. Gene Ontology annotation, biological process: sulfate assimilation. Gene Ontology annotation, molecular function: ATP binding; adenylylsulfate kinase activity. The record is from RefSeq and is a predicted model, not a curated record. NCBI's taxonomy places the organism in Eukaryota, Fungi, Ascomycota, Leotiomycetes, Helotiales, Drepanopezizaceae.
AUGUCCGUCGCUGGGAGGUGUUUAGUCGGGCCCAGAGCCUCCUUGCGAGUUGUUGGGCGGGCACCGUUCAAUCUUGCGCGGGCACGUCCUCUGCCCUCUCAACGCUUCAGCACAAGCAAUUGCCUGAGAACUGCUGAAGACCUAGCUGCCACGCUCCCACCGACGCCCCGGAAGUCCCUUUUCAGACGUGGCCUCACCGUCGCAGGACUCUUCGUCGUCUUCACAACCGCCGGCUUCGUCAUGGCCACAGCAUCCACCGUAAGAGAGCUUGACGGCCUCAUCCACCCCCCGACCGACGAGGAAACCCUCUCCAUGUUCACACCUCCCGACGCUACCUCCCUCGAAGUCGAAGAAUUUAUCCGGAACCACCCCCUCGCCCUCGAACUGCGCACCAAACCCGAAUUCUCCGAAUCCCGCCCCCAUCUCAAGAUCCCCGAGCAGAUGCGCGGCCACAGUCUCACCGGAGGCACCUUGAUGGGGCCGGGUAAGGUCGUCGUGCCCCCUUUCGUGUGGAGCGAGAAGGGAGGGAAGAGCCUUGUUAGCAUACAGUACCUUGGGGGCGAUUUGUGCGGGCAUCCGGGACUGGUGCAUGGGGGCAUGCUGGCGACGAUGUUGGACGAGGGGCUGGCCAGGUGUUGUUUUGCAGCCUUGCCGAAUAAGGUGGGCAUGACGGCGAAUCUGAAUAUCAAUUACCGAGCCCCGGCAAUGGCGGGUACAUAUGUGGUGCUCAGGGCGAAGACAACGAAGGUGGAGGGUAGGAAAGCGUGGGUCGAGGGGCACAUUGAGACUUUACCUGCGGAAGGGGAGAAACCUGUUGUGCUUGUAGAGGCGAGCGCUUUGUUUAUCGAGCCUCGACAAGCAGCGCGGGGGUUCCUGAAUCGGUCGGGUCGGCCUUUGAAAAGAUUGUCUUGGAGGUCCAUCUCCAAGGGACUGCCCGCCAUUCAGCUUCCCACAGCACGGUUUGAAGCGAACACUGUGAUCGAGUACUUGCAACUCCCAUUUUCACCCCCUUCAACUACCAAACAGAACUUCGCAAUGGCAACCAACAUAACAUGGCACCCCUCCCUCUCCCGCUCCGAGCGCAACACCCUGCGCAAGCAGCGCGGCUACACGAUCUGGUUCACGGGCCUGUCCGCCUCGGGAAAAUCGACCGUUGCCACCGCCCUCGAGCAGCACCUCCUGCACCUCGGCCUGGCGGCAUACCGACUGGAUGGCGAUAACGUGCGCUUCGGGCUGAACAAGGACUUGGGGUUCAGCGAGAAGGACCGCAACGAGAACAUCCGGCGGAUUGCCGAGGUCGCAAAGCUCUUCGCAGACUCCUCCACCGUCGCUCUGACAUCCUUCAUCUCGCCCUACAUCGCGGACCGCCAGAUCGCGCGCGAGCUGCACGCCUCCUCCGCCUCGGGCGAGGACGACCCCAUCCCCUUCGUCGAGGUCUUCGUCGACAUCCCCGUCGAGAUCGCCGAGCAGCGCGACCCGAAAGGGCUGUACAAGAAGGCGCGGGCGGGCGAGAUUCCCAAUUUCACAGGCAUCAGCGCGCCGUAUGAGAAGCCCGAGAAGCCCGAGGUGCAUAUCCGGACGGAUCAGCUGAAUAUCGAGGAGUGCGUUGUGAAGAUUGUGGAGUACUUGAAGGAGCAGAAGCUGCUGCCCUAG